UCGUCCUAGGACAUAGGGUGCGCUCUAACGUACAGCUUCGUGCACGAUCGAAGGAGCAUUCGAUCAGAUUUUCCCUUAGCAACCGUUGCUACGGCAGUACGUUCCGGGUUGUGUCGCGCGUGUCCUUAAAGAAGUGCUUGCUCGCAGGAUUCCGGCACUCUCCCUUCCCAAACGGUCUUUUCCCCCCGGUGAACGUGAAUUGCGAGAGAAAGUCGUCGCGGUUGCUGCUGGAACUGCGUCAAAGUCACACUGACAUAUCCGCACGCGCGCGGCCAAGCAUCAUGGGGCUGCUGUUUGCGAAAAUUUGGAGCUUAUUCGGCAAUGAAGAACACAAACUCGUCAUGGUCGGGCUGGACAAUGCCGGCAAGACGACCAUCCUGUACCAGUUUCUCAUGAACGAGGUUGUCCACACGAGCCCAACGAUCGGAUCGAACGUGGAGGAGAUUGUGUGGAAAAACAUUCACUUUCUCGUGUGGGAUCUGGGCGGACAGCAAAGCUUACGGGCGGCAUGGAGCACGUACUACACAAACACGGAGUUCAUCAUCAUGGUAAUAGACUCGACGGAUCGCGAACGGUUAGCGGUGACACGUGAGGAAUUGUACAAAAUGUUGCAGCACGAAGACUUAACGAAGGCAAGCUUAUUAGUGUACGCGAACAAGCAGGAUCUAAAAGACUCGAUGAGUGCGGCUGAAAUUUCCAAACAGUUAGACCUCACCUCAAUCAAGAACCACCAGUGGCACAUACAGUCCUGCUGUGCGCUCACAGGAGAAGGGCUGUACCAGGGAUUAGAAUGGAUAGCGCAGAGGAUUAAGAAGAAAUGACACCCACCUGUGUAAGAGAUCCGUUCUGCUACGUAACGUCCGGCCACCUACGCCGGCAUUCCUACUCCUCCGGGUCAUGAGUCCACCGCAGACGUGGAGCAUGACGAAAUGAAAGUGAAAUUGAUAGCAUAGCGCGAGGGAGGAAUGACGAAGCUAGCAGCGACCAACGGUUGUCGUCUUUUCGUCGAUUGGUGGAACCAAGGGCAAAGGGUAUCCCUUGGCCAUGGGUCUCGAUGCUGCAUUUCCGAACAUGAGAGCAGCCAGGAUCCACUAAGAUAACCGAUUAAAACAUAACUCGUUAGGAUAGACGGUAAACAAAUCUAUGUUACACACAUUUCUGCGAGUGUGUGAUCGCGCCCGGUUUCGACUGUUAAGGCAACCAGAUUAAGUCACACUAAACGAACAGGCGAACGCACCUCGAUACAUAGCUAGGAUAAGGACAAAUCUUCCGGGUAAUCGGAUGCUGGUGAGAACAUGCGAGGGCACGUUAGGUCUCCCCCUCAAUUAACUACUCUACUUCAAAUGCCUAGCGUGUGCGUUUGUGCAAACACGCAGGAUGGGGGGGUUAAGAAUUGUAAAAAGGAUAGCCAAAUAUCGACUCGCGAUCGUGGAGGUGAUUAGGAAAAUGUGUACGCAUGCUCCCCUUCCUGGGACGACCGGUACAAAAGGCUUGCGGAUUCCGUAGGCACGUUGCACGCAAAUGUAUACUAUGUUUAUAUGCGAAAAGGAAGACAGAUCCGAGACCGUGAAGACGCAAAUGCUAAUGGAGAAAGCAGAGUGAGUGCAGGUGAAAGUCAUAUGUCAAGUGUUCGCGAGCAAACACGAAACUCAGUAGCCAAAUCGCUACCACGCGCGGUGGUCGCGGGCGGAAUUAUGUUAAUGCAGCCCGAGGGCGGAUGGCGGUGAUAGUUUGCAAUGAAAAUCGAAAAAGACACCCGGCACCGGUGACUGCGGGAUGCGUGACACUUCUAGGGUGUGGUUCCGCGGCUACGUUUAAGAUAUGUAUAGUUUUAUGUUUUUAUGUGUUCUGGUAUUAUUCCCUACCGUCACAAUCGGACGCGACGAUCGUCUCCGAGGUGAUGGUUGGCUUUGUAAAUUGUGAACAUUACGCGGAAGAGCCCCAGCUAGGGCGGUUAGGUAAAAGGAGUAGCAUAGCGCAGGGCGAAUCAAAAGCCGAUCGGAGUGUUAACUGUUGCUCGAGGACGAGAAGUUUAAGCGUAUGUGAGUGUGGCCUCUGAAACACUGCUGCGUGCGAUCGAAUGAAUGAGAAAUACUUACAUUAUUUAGUUAAAUAAAAUGGUAAAAAAUGUAACAAAUAUAUAUCUAUAUACACACA
Molecule: messenger RNA, 2157 nt
Organism: Anopheles nili
Lineage: Eukaryota; Metazoa; Arthropoda; Insecta; Diptera; Culicidae
Gene: Arl5
Product: ADP-ribosylation factor-like protein 5B
Exons: 6
Coding region: 282-821 (179 amino acids)
Biological process (GO): protein localization to Golgi membrane; vesicle-mediated transport; intracellular protein transport
Cellular component (GO): cytoplasm; trans-Golgi network
Molecular function (GO): GTP binding; GTPase activity
Source: RefSeq, a predicted model, not a curated record